AUGUCGUCUAAGUCAAAGCAACCUCAGCCAGCGCAUAGCUCGCAUGGCUAUGAGUUUGGCGGUCCAUUCGGUACCGCCGCUAUUACGUUCGGUCUUCCUAUUCUCUGCUAUAUCAUCACCUUUGGUUGUAACGAUAUUUCCGGUUGUCCCGCGCCAUCGCUAUUAAGUCCAAAAACAUUGUCUAUCGAGCAAUUGAAGGCCGAGGUGGGAUGGCCUGAGGACGGUAUAUUAGGUCUAGGUAGCUGGAAAGCCACCGGUUGGACUCUGGCAUACUACUUCUUCAGCGCUCUUCUAUACCGUAUUCUCCCUGCUACCGAAGUUGAGGGUUCAGAAUUAUCGUCCGGAGGAAGGCUGAAGUAUAGGUUCAACGCUUUCUCCUCGCACAUGUUUACCCUCUCUCUCUGCCUUGCCGGAACUGUUGCACAAGGCGCCGAGUUUCCCGUGUGGACUUUCAUUGCCGACAACUACGUACAGAUUCUGACCGCCAACAUCAUCAUUGCUUACUCACUUGCAACGUUUGUCUACGUCCGUAGCUUUUCUGUGAAGCCGGGUAACCCUCAGUUUCGACAACUUGCUGAGGGUGGCUGCUCUGGUAACUUGAUCUACGAUUUCUAUAUUGGACGGGAGCUCAACCCUCGCGUUACCCUUCCAAUCAUUGGCGAGAUUGACAUCAAGGAGUGGAUGGAGCUACGCCCCGGUAUGCUUGGCUGGAUCCUUUUAAACUGUGCUUUCAUCUCCAAGCAGUACCGUACCUUCGGCUACGUGACCGACAGCAUUGUCUUCAUCGCCAUCGUACAGACCGUCUACUGUUUAGAUGCAGUGUACAUGGAACCCGCUAUUCUUACGACCAUCGAUAUUAUCAACGACGGUUUCGGCUUCAUGCUGUCCUUCGGAGACCUCGUCUGGGUCCCCUUCAUUUAUAGCCAGCAAACACGAUACCUAUCUACACACCCAGUAACCCUCGGUUGGCUAGGUACUACAGGGGUUUCCAUUCUCCUAAUUGCGGGCUUUGGUAUCUUCCGCUUAAGCAACCUCCAAAAGAAUAUCUUCCGUACCAACCCUAACGACCCUCGUGUUUCCCAUAUCAAGUACAUCGAGACCAAGACGGGUUCGCGACUGAUGAUAUCAGGCUGGUGGGGUGUCGCAAGACACAUCAAUUAUUUCGGCGAUUGGCUGCAAUCGUGGCCUUAUGCUUUACCCACUGGUUUUGCCGGAUAUGUCGUCAUGUCAGCUGGCAGCAAUCUUGAAGGUGCUAUCAAGACACUUGACGGGAGGGAAAUAGUGCAAGGCCCAGCCAAGUAUUGGGGUAUGCUUUUCACUUACUUCUACGUUGUUUACUUUGCCGUCCUUCUGAUUCAUCGCGACGGACGAGAUGACGAGAAGUGUGUUAAGAAGUACGGAGAGGAUUGGGAGAAGUAUAAGAGCAUUGUGAAGUACAAGAUUGUACCAGGUAUCUACUAG
Molecule: messenger RNA, 1461 nt
Organism: Daldinia childiae
Lineage: Eukaryota; Fungi; Ascomycota; Sordariomycetes; Xylariales; Hypoxylaceae
Product: Delta(14)-sterol reductase
Exons: 3
Coding region: 1-1461 (486 amino acids)
Biological process (GO): ergosterol biosynthetic process
Cellular component (GO): endoplasmic reticulum membrane
Molecular function (GO): Delta14-sterol reductase activity
Source: RefSeq, a predicted model, not a curated record